AUGCAUUAUCAUUCCAGUGACGCUGAAGAAACAGAAAAUGAAAUUUCACCAAUGGUUGAAGAUUCGCGUACAUGCGAACAAAAUAUUGGUUAUCAGUUAGAUGAUGAGAAAUGUUACGAUAUACCAGAUGAAGCAAUAGAAAAUCCGAAUGAAAGCGAUAGUGAAGUAAAUGAUGAUGGCGAUGACGAUGAUAAAGAUGCCGACGAUGAUAUACUUGAAUUUAUCAAUACAUUUGAUGUACAUCGUGAACGAAUUUUAUAUAAAUCAUACAAAUUAACCAUUUAUGAAGCUUGUGUCGAGGUAGUUAAACUCGCACAUAUUGAUUGUUCAAAGAAGGUUACCUACUAUUGUCGUGAAUGUUUUCAUCCUUUACUAUCAAUUCAGCAGUCUGCAUGUACUUACGGAUGUUCCUUUAACAAUCAACGUCGAUCAUUUAAAAAUUUGAGUGAACUAGUGAUAUGCGAUGUUAAGCAAGUAAUAGCUCAAGUAGCAAAGCGAUAUGGUAAUAUAAUUCGAGAAUAUCAAAAUGAAACAAAUAUUAUUUUACUUGGUGAUGCAUUAAAUGCUCAGAAGGGUCAAUAUGGCACAGUGGAAGUGAUACCACCAGCACAGAUAUAUGGUGAGGAAUCAACAGAUAUUGUCAAUAAAAAGCCUAAAUGUCAUGGAAAUAAGAAAUUACAACGCUUCAAACGAAAAUGGAGAACACGUGGUUUGAAUGAAGAAGAAAUUGCGACAUUGAUUAAUACAAGAAGCCAUGAUACAUCUGAACAAUCAUUAAACGAGUCAAUGAUGAAUGAUGAAAUUGAAACGUUCAAAAAACGAAAAAGAAGCUCAUCCGAACAAAAAUUAUCAAAUAAAUCUUUAAUAUCAAUGAGCCAAUCAUCCAUAUCACAAGGAGUUUUUAAAAAAAUGAAGAAUUCUCAGAUUGAAACGAAAUCACCUAUUGAUAAUAAUAGCGAUCGCUUGAAUGAAAAAGAUGAUAUUUCUUUUUAUAAGCCAUCGCGGUACUUGAAGAUGCCACGAAAGUUUCUUUUGAAUUCAUUACGCCUUCAAUUAAAUUGCUCUAUAAAAAGAAAAAGAGAACAGCGAUUUACACUUUCACGACUUGAACUAUUUGAUAAACAAUUUUGUCUUCAUCAGAUUCAUCAUUUAUAUCAAAAGUAUUUGGAUUUUGGUCUACAGUAUCAUAUCUGGCCAGUCAGUUGA
Rotaria socialis is the source of this 1206-nucleotide messenger RNA. NCBI's taxonomy places the organism in Eukaryota, Metazoa, Rotifera, Eurotatoria, Philodinida, Philodinidae. The record is from the annotation of a GenBank genome assembly.